Trichoderma atroviride IMI 206040 is the source of this 255-nucleotide messenger RNA. RefSeq lists its product as uncharacterized. Lineage: Eukaryota; Fungi; Ascomycota; Sordariomycetes; Hypocreales; Hypocreaceae. The record is from RefSeq and is a predicted model, not a curated record.
AUGUCUUCAUCUCAGAACCAGUCCAAGGAGCAAAAGAUUGCCGAAGUCCAGGCCAACCUGCCCCUGCCCGAACAGCCCCCCAAGGCAUCCGACUUCAACUCUGCAGACAUGCGCACCACGGGCGUGGGAUCCGGGCGCAUCAGCGGCAACGCGGGCUCAGAUGCGGGAGCCGAGGCGGGGCUGAGGGGCCCGGCGGUGAAGGCGAGCGAGGAGGUUGAUAUGAGUAAGAUUGGAAGGGAGGGGCUGGAGAAAUGA